UUAUUUAGAUUUAUAUUAUUCUGUUAUGUCAAAAAGCAAUUUUAUAUUUAGCAAAUGGAUGAUACUUUGAUUGAUAAAAUGGAAAAGAGUAUUAUUUUAAUUGCCGGAAUUGUUGGCUGCUUUUGCUUGUCUCUUCUAUUGACUUAUAUUACAUUUUUUAUUGGAGUUUGGUGGAAGUUAUCCUACAAUGCGUAUACAUUGAAUUUUAGUUUGUGGAAAAUUGUUUCUAAAUUUUCAAGUUCUAAAGAGGUUUCUGUUUCUUUAACUGCUUCAAAACUGGAAUCAGUAAUUAUAACAGUUCGUACUGGCUUAGCUAUUUCUAUGAUUCUAUACGUGUUAUUAAUUGCGACAUAUGUUGCUUCAUUUUUGCUAAAACGACGAAACAUGCCAAUUCAUUUAUGGUCAAAAGCUCGAACUGUUCUCUUCAUAUUGCUUCUGUUAUCGUUUGUCAUAGUGAUUACGCACGCUGCGCAUUGUCCACCCAUCUAUCUAGUUGGUCAAAACACAAUGUCAUCUUCUUUAUCGUCAGGCUGGAAUAUGUGUUUAGCCGCUCUCUUUUUUGUCGCUGUGCCAGCAAAUUUACAUUUCUUCAUAGAAUUCCGGAUUUGGAGAUCGGAAAUCCGUAAAACGUAAAUUGAAUUACCUUCUUUCGCGUAUUUAAGUUAUUUUACUUGCAAAAUUUGCAAGUAGUACCCAGUAGUACCCUGUAAAGCAAGUAGUACCAAGUUUUAUUUUUUAUACUAUUUAUGUUUUGAUAAUUUUGUUAAAUAUUUGUAUAUAUGUAACAAAAAAAGGCACUGCUGGCAGUA
Molecule: messenger RNA, 809 nt
Organism: Hydra vulgaris (swiftwater hydra)
Lineage: Eukaryota; Metazoa; Cnidaria; Hydrozoa; Anthoathecata; Hydridae
Product: spore coat protein SP60
Source: RefSeq, a predicted model, not a curated record